AUGCUGAGGCAGCACAACUUCCAUCAUGUAAAUUCAGAACCAACAAGACUACAAGCGUGCUUGGAUAAUGCUUUUGUCAACUGUGCUCGUGAUAUGUACUCCACCAAGAGAGGUCUUUGCUGUUUUCCAGGAUUCUCUAAUACAGGCACUACGUCGCGAAAAGGAAAAUUACCCAAGCCAUUAUUGGCGGGUGUAGGGCGAACAGGUUCACCCCACCAUUUGUUUGAGCCAUCAGGGUUCCUGCAGGGCUUGGUGCCCACACGCUAUGAGCAGGGUCGUCCUGAAGAGAUCCUUCUGUUAGAGAAGCAAGGACGCAGCUCACAGCAGCAGUGUGCAGCCAGCCUUCCUCCAACAUCUCUGCCACGACCACCUCGCAGGCCACCAGCUGGCAGUGGUGCAGGGUAUGGUCGCCUCGGAGAUGGAAGUGCUAGCGGCAGUGAGAGCCAUGGACCUGUCCCACCAUCACCACCUCGCAGGCCACCAGCUGGCAGUGGUGCAGGGUAUGGUCGCCUCGGAGAUGGAAGUGCUAGCGGCAGUGAGAGCCAUGGACCUGUCCCACCAUCACCACCUCGCAGGCCACCAGCUGGCAGUGGUGCAGGGUAUGGUCGCCUCGGAGAUGGAAGUGCUAGCGGCAGUGAGAGCCAUGGACCUGUCCCACCAUCACCACCUCGCAGGCCACCAGCUGGCAGUGGUGCAGGGUAUGGUCGCCUCGGAGAUGGAAGUGCUAGCGGCAGUGAGAGCCAUGGACCUGUCCCACCAUCACCACCUCGCAGGCCACCAGCUGGCAGUGGUGCAGGGUAUGGUCGCCUCGGAGAUGGAAGUGCUAGCGGCAUUCAUUCUAAUGGCCAACCAAGUAGUUCAGGUGUAGCUCGAGCAGAAGGUGCCAAGCUGCGACUCUUUACAGGACCUCGAUCACGUCGUAGUUCAUCUGUAGCGAAGCCUGCUUCUACAGAUAGCAGCAAUGCUAGCAGUAAGUCGGUUGCUAGUACUGCUGUUUAUAGUAUAGCUUCUGAAAAGAGAAUUAUAUUUGGCUUUCUAAAUUAUUAUGGGCUGUGA
Schistocerca piceifrons (Central American locust) is the source of this 1056-nucleotide messenger RNA. Its product is annotated as protein SPT2 homolog. The record is from RefSeq and is a predicted model, not a curated record. NCBI's taxonomy places the organism in Eukaryota, Metazoa, Arthropoda, Insecta, Orthoptera, Acrididae. Bases 1 to 1056 code for a protein of 351 amino acids. The transcript has 4 exons.